Striga asiatica is the source of this 2670-nucleotide messenger RNA. The record is from the annotation of a GenBank genome assembly. Lineage: Eukaryota; Viridiplantae; Streptophyta; Magnoliopsida; Lamiales; Orobanchaceae.
AUGCGUACCAGGAGUGGGUGUAUUAUAGGACCAAAUGACGAACCAAGUCACGAGAGCGUAUGGGAGCUGUUUGACAAACUCAGCCUCAAUUCAUCUGAAACCACAAAUCCAGAUAUGGCCCUACAACACCGCGAUCUCCUUCGAGACUUAGCCCAUCCGACGAUUGGGCCGAUAAUUUCAUGCAUCCAGUUGCCACAAGAAGCUCGGAACUACGAGCUUAAGAUGAUCCAUUACAACCAGCUGCCAUCCUUACACGGGCUCCCGAAUGAAGACCCGCUUAACUUCAUUCGGGAAUUCUACAAUCGAGGAGCAACUGAAGAUGAGGUGUUUCCCGAGACACUGAAGGACCGGGCCAAGGCUUGGUUCAUGACCCUCGCACUAGAUUCACUAACUACUUGGGCCGAAGUAUACACGAAGUUCAUUGGGAGGUACUACUCCCAUCAGAAGACCCAGGAGCUCCGGUCCCAAAUCCGGUUCAAGGAUCUCCAGCGGCAGUGCCCUCAUCACAACCUCUCUCCGGGGCUACUAAUCAACUACUUCUACGACUCCCUCCAUCAGAACUUGCAGUAUAUGGUUGACAAUGCGGCGGCGAGAGAUAUAGGAGCAAAAACGACUGGAGAGAUCAGCCGAGGGAAGAGAGUGAUAGUAAACGAGGUCGAGCAGGGCAACAAUGUGAUGGCUCAACAGUUAGCCAAGCUCACAGAGCAAAUGCGUUUACUUAACGCACGAGGAGCUCAGCUGGUUCAAACCAUGGCCAUUGACACGUGUGGGGCAUGUGGAGUCCCAGGGCAUAGGUCUGAAGUGUGCCCUUCAGCCUUCGAUCAGGAGUUCGGUGAGCAGUAUGCAGAUGCCAGCGCUUUACAGGGAUACCAAGCCCGGCCUGGCAAUGACCCGUUUUCAAACACGUACAACCCAAGAUGGAGGAAUCAUCCCAGCUUCUCCUGGUCCAACAACACGAACUCCCUCCAGCAACCCCGUCCGAAUUUCAUGCAGCAGCAACCUCGACCCAACUUCAUUCCCCGUCCGAACUACCAGCAGCAGCAGCCGAGAGGACCGGUAGCCGGUAUGCAAGCACUGGGAUCUGGGCCAAGUUCUUCCCUCCAAGAUGACAAGCUCGACAAGAUCCUCCAGUUUAUCAUGAACCAAGAUGCAUCCAUCAAGCGUCUUGAGACACAAGUGGGCCAACUGGCCACUAGGGUCGGGCACAUGGAGACCGAAUCUGACAAAGGAAAGUUGCCUAGCCAAACCGAGCAAGCUAAAGCCAUCACGGUUCUCAGAAGCGGGAAGGUAGUGUACAACAAGGUGCAAAUGCCCGGGCCCGAGGAUCAAGAGGUGACCAAUGAACCUGAAAGUGAGGGGACAGAUGCAGAGAAGAUCAAUGAAGGAGAGGCCGGGAAGGUGACAGACGAUCUCGUACUACACAAGUCACAAAAUCCAUUCAAGCCGCACAAUCCCUUUCCGGACCGACUCAGAAACGAGAAGCAGGAGAAGCAGUUUCGGGAUCUUUUCAGCAUGCUCUCCAAGGAUGGAGAGAAAGUGAUUGUGUAUGAGGCGGCAAGUGCAAUGCAGCACGACUUGCCCAAGAAAGAACGUGAGCCCGGUGGAUUCAUAAUUCAGAUAGCCUUGGGAAACGGGAAGAGGCUCGGUCUUGGGGAGUUGAAACCAACCUGCAUGUGCCUCCAAUUGGCGGACCGUUCCAUCCGGUAUCCGAAGGGGACAGUCGAGGAUGUUCUCGUGAAGGUGGGUAAGCUUAUCAUUCCAGUUGAUUUUGUUGUCUUAAAUGUUGGAGAUGUUCACGAGAAUGGAAAGGAUCACACCAUUCUUCUCGAGAGACCUUUCAUGGCAACUACUAAUACCCUCAUCGAUGUGAAGAACAUGACCCUGAAUAUGACUGUUUUGAGGGAGUCGGUGUCUAUUUCCAUUCGAGGAGCCAUGUCUGCAUCCUCGGUUAAUUUUGUAGAAGAGUGUGCUUUCAUUGAUCUAGCCGACCCCUUUGUUGAUGAGAUGGUACUUCAUGUGUUCGAGGAAGUAUCGAUUCUGGUUUUCGAGGAUGAGGAGGAGCAUAUAGUUGAACUCUUUGAAGUGAGAGAAGGUCAUUCCCGAGCUGAGGCCACACUUGAGCUUAAGGAGCUGCUCAAGCACCUUAAGUAUGUCUUCUUGGAUGAUGCUAAACAGAAGCCGAUGAUCAUCUUUGCUGAGCUUGACCGUGAGGAAGAAGAGAAGCUGAUAGCCAUGCUCCGGAAGAACCAGAAAGCAAUCGGGUGGAGCUUAGGAGACAUCACGGGGAUUAGUCCCUCUACAUGCAUGCACCGGAUUAUCUUGGAGGAGGGAGCCAAACCCUUUUGGGAUAGCCAAUGUCAGCUAAACCCGAAUAUGAUGGAGGUAGUCAAGAAAGAGGUGUUGAAGCUUUUUUCUGAAGGGUUGAUCUAUCCGGUGGCGAGUAGUGAGUGGGUCAGCCCAAUUCAUGUGGUGCUUCAGAAGGGUGGCAUAACCGUGGUAAAAAACGAUAAGAAGGAGUUGAAGGAUCAUUUCCCGUUGCCGUUUAUUAACCAGAUCCUUGACCGUCUGUCGGGCCAUCAGUUCUACUGCUUUUUGGAUGAACUCUCCGGCUACUACCUGUUGGGUUCGCCUGUACCGUACGGGUUAUACGCAGCGGAAAAUUAUGUUUAA